Messenger RNA from Salvelinus fontinalis (brook trout), 2304 nucleotides. It is a transcript of the gene crybb1l3, whose product is annotated as crystallin, beta B1, like 3. The coding region runs from base 79 to 708 and encodes 209 amino acids. Gene Ontology annotation, molecular function: structural constituent of eye lens. The transcript has 6 exons. The record is from RefSeq and is a predicted model, not a curated record. NCBI's taxonomy places the organism in Eukaryota, Metazoa, Chordata, Actinopteri, Salmoniformes, Salmonidae. Gene Ontology annotation, biological process: lens development in camera-type eye; visual perception.
CUGAUUCCAACUCUUAGGCUUAUCCAUCUGGACGUCCGUUCCUCCCUUGUACCUGACAACCAGCCGCUUGAUUCGAUCAUGUCCCACUCCGGAGCCCAGGGCAGCAUUGGGAGCCACCCAGCCAUGGGGCUGCGUACCCACAAAAUGUACCUGUUUGAGUUUGAGAACUUCCAGGGUCGUAUGAUGGAGUGCACCGCUGAGUGCCGUAACCUGUGUGAGAAGGGCUUCGAGAAGAUCGGCUCCAUCAGGGUGGAGUGUGGCCCCUGGGUGGGCUAUGAGCAGCAGAACCUGAGUGGAGAAAUGUUCAUGCUGGAGAAGGGAGAGUACCCCCGCUGGGAUACCUGGAGCAACAGCUACAGGUGUGACCGCUUCAUGUCCGUCAGGCCUGUUCGCAUGGACACCCAGGACCACAAGAUAUGCCUAUUUGAGUGUAAUAACUUUGAGGGCCGUAAGAUGGAAGUUUGUGAUGAGGAUAUCCCGAGUCUGUGGUCCUACGGCUUCCAGGACCGUGUUGCCAGCAUCCAGGUCACUGGUGGAACUUGGGUUGGCUAUCAGUACCCCGGUUACCGUGGCUACCAGUACGUGUUUGAGUGCGGUGUCUUCAAGCAUUGGAACGAGUGGGGCGCCCACCAUCCCCAGAUCCAGUCCAUCCGUAGAGUGAGGGAUAUGCAGACACAUCGCAGAGGCUGCUUUGAGUGGACCGUCUAGAAGGGGCCAGGCAGGCGAUGGGUUGUGGGCCAGCAAGACAGAGGGGAAGGGGUCUGGCUAGCCCUGGAGCUAACCAUUCCGGAGUCUGGAGUUCCAUCUUGGAUCUCCACACAGCCAACAUAAGCUAACAGCUAAUAACAUAACAUCACUGGCUCCACCUCAAUCACUUACUAGUUGUAACAUUCAGGGUGCGUGUACUGUAAUUCACAAUCCCUGAAUGAAGACAUUGCCACCUACUGGGAAAAGGUUGUUACUGCAGUUCACCUGCAGAAUACUUCCACAAUGCCUGAAUAUAAUAAUACUGGUGAAACUGAUAGCUGUACUCUCUGUUCCAAGACCUGAUAGAAUUAUAUCAUGAGAAGAUUUAUGAUGGGGAUUUUAAUGGGGGAAAGGGAAUCAGUUAACAAAGAUUAUAUAGCUUCAUUAGUUUGUGUUCACUUGUUUGUUUCCAUAUCUGCAAACCCAUUGAAUUUAUACAUCUUACUGACUUGUUUCUUAGCUAUAUACCAAAUGAUGCCAAAUAAGCCUGUUCAUUACAAUGCUCUACCCUCCUGCAAUCUGUGAAUGAUUUUAGAGAGUAGAGAUACUAGACACUCCACUCAAGCCAGUCCCUCAACUACCAUGGACAGCUGCCAGCUCUAUGUGCUCUGUCUGUGCCCUACAGUCAGCUCAAUCAUCCACAAGGAGACACUGUUUACAAAUGUACUCUCCCCAUGGCCACCAUCUAGUCUAGGGAUUCCACCACCAACCAUAAUUUCCCUAAUGACAUUCUACCUUCAAGACUUCAAAGCUUUGCCCAUGACCCACUCAGUCUAGGGCAGUAAAGCUUGCCAAUGACCCACUCAGUCUAGGGCAGUGAAGCUAUGCUCAUGACCCACUUAGUCUAGGGCAGUGAAACUAUGCUCAUGACCCACUCAGUCUAGGGCAGUGAAACUAUGCUCAUGACCCACUCAGUCUAGGGCAGUGAAACUAUGCUCAUGACCCACUCAGUCUAGGGCAGUGAAACUAUGCUCAUGACCCACUCAGUCUAGGGCAGUGAAACUAUGCUCAUGACCCACUCAGUCUAGGGCAGUGAAGCUAUGCUCAUGACCCACUCAGUCUAGGGCAGUGAAACUAUGCUCAUGACCCACUCAGUCUAGGGUAGUGAAGCUAUGCUCAUGACCCACUCAGUCUAGGGCAGUGAAGCUAUGCUCAUGACCCACUCAGUCUAGGGCAGUGAAACUAUGCUCAUGACCCACUCAGUCUAGGGUAGUGAAGCUAUGCUCAUGACCCACUCAGUCUAGGGCAGUGAAGCUAUGCUCAUGACCCACUCAGUCUAGGGCAGUGAAACUAUGCUCAUGACCCACUCAGUCUAGGGUAGUGAAGCUAUGCCCAUGACACACUCAGUUUAAGGCAGUGAGGCUGUCUGAAGGAGGAUGUGAGCUAGGGGGUAUGAUUGGGAGACAGGCUGCUGUAGGCCACCUGGUAGUGCUUUUCUAGACAUGCCAACCUUUUCGGAGACCCCUCCCCCUCUUAAUGAUGGGGUUGCAGAGGAAUGUUGUUAUAUACACUAUAUAUUUCUCAGGGAUGCUGGCAUCUGGAAAGCAACUUUCCAAU